This is a messenger RNA of Teleopsis dalmanni, 1593 nucleotides long. Its product is annotated as cytochrome P450 9b2-like. Lineage: Eukaryota; Metazoa; Arthropoda; Insecta; Diptera; Diopsidae. The record is from RefSeq and is a predicted model, not a curated record. Gene Ontology annotation, molecular function: iron ion binding; monooxygenase activity; heme binding. The transcript has 4 exons. The coding region runs from base 1 to 1509 and encodes 502 amino acids.
AUGGCCUUUUAUGAAACAGUUCUGGUUGCAUCCCUAGCCUUGUGGGCGAUAUAUAAAUGGUUAACAAUUCACAACAAUGAAUUUAAGAAACGUAAUAUACCCUAUGAGAAACCAUAUCCUGCAGUAGGUAAUUUCGGUAAAGUUGUGAUGAACAAAGAGUCAGUCCACAAAACAGUUCUAGAAUUCUAUAAACGUAAUAAAACGCACAAAAUUGUGGGUUUCUUCAAUUUUCGUAAUCCAGUUUAUUUUAUCAAUGAACCAGAGAUGAUUAAGAAAAUUUGCAUUAAAGACUUUGAUAACUUUCCAAAUCAUACACCUUUUAUUAAUGUUGACGGCGACCCUUUGCUAGCUGGUAUGCUUUCUAUAAUGAAGGAUCAGCGUUGGAAGGAUAUGCGUAAUACAUUGACACCAGUUUUCACUGCAGCCAAAAUGCGUAAUAUGUUUCCAUUGAUGAACGAAUGCUUUAGUGAGUGCAUAAAGAAUUUAAAGAUGCAACUGCCAAAUGGCAGCUGUGAACUUGAAAUGAAACAAAUCAUAUCGAAACUCUCGAAUGACAUUAUCGCUUCGACUGCUUUUGGAAUAAGUAUUAAUUCACAUGAGGACCCAAAUAAUAAAUUCUAUAACAUUGGUCAAACAGUUACCAAUUUAAGAGGCACACAAAUGCUAAAGGCUAUGAUUUCGAAUGUAGCACCUUGGAUUUUAAAGGGUCUUGGCAUAAAAGUUUUCGAUCAAGAAAAAACAGAUUACUUCAUUCGGCUUGUCGUUGAUGCCAUGAAAUACCGUGAGAAGAACAACAUUGUACGUCACGACAUGAUUCAACAGUUACUAGAAGCUAAGAAAGAAUCCGCACAACACUGGUCUGACGAAGAAAUCGUUGCACAAUGUUUCGUUUUCUUCUUCGCUGCUUUUGAGAAUAACACAAACUUGAUUUGUGCGGCAAGUCACGAAUUAAUGUCAUAUCCUGAUGUUCAACAACGUUUGUAUGAGGAAUGUCUUGAAAUCAAAAAGGAAUUACAGGACCAACCGUUUAAUUAUGAUACAGGAAAUAAGAUGAAAUAUAUGGAUAUGGUGAUUAAUGAAACACUCCGCAAAUGGUCUUUUGCUCCACUCACUGAUCGUGUUUGUUCUAAGGAUUAUAAACUGACAGACGAAGACAAUAAUUUAGUUUUUGAAUUCAAAGUUGGUGAUCGCGUCUGGUUUCCAAUCAGUGGUUUACACAUGGAUGAACAACAUUUUGAGAAUCCUGAUGUGUUUGAUCCAGAACGUUUCAGUGAUGAUAACAAAGGAAAUAUUAAACCAUUCACAUAUAUUCCAUUUGGUGCAGGACCUAGAAAUUGCAUAGGUAAUCGUUAUGCACUGAUGCAGGCAAAAGCAAUGUUAUACUAUUUAGUUAUUAACUGUAAACUGGAACGAUCAGAAAAUACUGUAAAAGAUAUUUUCGAUGAUAUGCGUGGUUUUAAUACAAGUCCGAUUGGAGGCUUUUGGAUGCGUUUUGUGUCAAGAAACUAACUAACCUAAUGGUUGAUUUAUUGCACUAAUUUUGUGUACAUACAAUUUGGUUAUCAAACGAUUGAACUAUAUAGGUGAAUGUAA